Peronospora belbahrii is the source of this 660-nucleotide messenger RNA. The record is from the annotation of a GenBank genome assembly. Lineage: Eukaryota; Oomycota; Peronosporomycetes; Peronosporales; Peronosporaceae.
AUGGCGAGAAACAACGACAGAGGUAGCAGGAAUGACUUGAAGACGUGGCAAUGGGGACUCAUUGGACUUGCCAUUGUGCUUGGAAUAGGAAUGUUGCUUUUCGUCUUUAAUUUCAUAAAGAAUCGUCCGCAACGUGGUGAUAAUCGUAGAGAAGUAAUACAGACACUGGAUUCGCGUCAUCCACAGCCAGUGAACGACGUCAAUUCGUUGCCGACUGUAUCUUGUAAAAGCAAAGUGGCAGCCAGAGGGACCACAGGUUCCCAAAAUACCAACUCGUUCCAGAUGCCGGACUUUUCAGAUGGAAGCUAUCGCACGCAUGCUAUGAACCUGAUGAGUAGCACGCUGACAGACACUGACAUUGUGACAGAGCAACAGGAGCGUGUGUUUUCACCCAUUAGUGCGUCUUCUCUGUCCGCACGAUCAUCACUAUACUCUCAAGGCGUAGACACAAGCACGAUGCUAAACACUGCAUGCUUGCUAGAGGUGAGUCAUGUUCGCGGAAAUAUUAGUGAGUCUGGUCGUCCUCCAUACCCGUCUCUUAGCAGCUAUUCUACGCCGAGUGACAUAGAGUCGCUUUCCAGCCAAAUAACUAUUGAUGACUCCGACAUAGAGACCGGUGAGAGACUUUCAUGCCCUCGUAAGAAGUCGAUUGAGUUUUAA